UAUUUGAUUACCCCUGCCUCUAUUUUCCCCAGGUGACAAACGCACAGGAGCAGUUCCAGCUGACAGACGAGCAGAAGGCCGAACUGAAGGAGGCGUUUGCCUUGUACGCAAAGACAACAACUGGAAGAAUUCCCGUGAGAGACCUGGGGGAGCUGCUCCGAUGUCUGGGCUGGAAUCCGUCUGAGCAAGACCUUGAAGAGGCCAGGCACGAACUUGAGUUGACUGCAAGUGGCAGCCUAUCCCUCACAGAAGUGGAGGAUUACAUCCGUCGACGUGGAGCGCUGUAUUAUGGGAACAGUGCUGAAGAAGAUUUAAUGGCUGCUUUUCAGGUUCUAGACAACCACGGCAGCGGGCGGAUCGCCGUGUCCAGCUUCAGACGCUUCCUAACAACCAUGGGUGAGAAGAUGACACAUGAUGAAGCCGAGGAGCUCAUUGCCAGCUCGACGCUAAGCGGCCAGGAUUAUAUCGAAUGUCGAGACCUUGUCCAGGCCGUGAAAGACUUACCAAAGUGA
Molecule: messenger RNA, 512 nt
Organism: Candidula unifasciata
Lineage: Eukaryota; Metazoa; Mollusca; Gastropoda; Stylommatophora; Geomitridae
Source: the annotation of a GenBank genome assembly